Messenger RNA from Filobasidium floriforme, 1688 nucleotides. RefSeq lists its product as uncharacterized. The transcript has 8 exons. Bases 26 to 1654 code for a protein of 542 amino acids. The record is from RefSeq and is a predicted model, not a curated record. NCBI's taxonomy places the organism in Eukaryota, Fungi, Basidiomycota, Tremellomycetes, Filobasidiales, Filobasidiaceae.
GUUCCCUCAUGUCGGUCGAUGGCUGAUGACGAAUCAUCCAACAUCCUUGGGGGUCGGCGAUGUCCGGUCCGUGUUUCCGCGUUUCAGCCUGCAAGCCAUCCUUCUAUCAGGCGGGAGGGGAAGGACGUUCUUGAAACGGCUCUUUGGUGAAGGUUUGCGUUUCAGAAGAUCACAAGAUCUCAGCAAAAUCUCAGCAAACGUCCGUAAUCAUGUCAGGACGGCGGGCAGUUCGCGAGAAAAUCGUCAGAAGCUCAAAGGCAUCAGGUCACAAAAACGAAACAAGGGGAUAAAAUUUCAUUACGGUCUCUAUCCGACGGAUCGCGAAAAUGACCGACAUCGAGGAGGCGAGAACGUCGGGAUCUUUUGUCCAGCUUCUUGCCAAUUAGUACGUAAGGAGGGAAUGGCGGUUGGCAUCCUUUGUCCAGUUCCUCACAGCUCUCGAGUUCCAAGAAUCACCGGUUUCUCCCGCCUUUUGGGCCGUGGAGAGGAGGCAAGACGAAGAGGAAAGCUGAUCAGAUACGAUGAAUCGAUCCAAACCAUACAUUCCCAUCUUGAGAGCCACACGUCGUUCUCCAUCGAUACACUCACUCCCCGGCACACCUGUUCUUAUUCACAAGCCAUGUCUUACUCCAGUCAAUCCAUCUCCAACCGCGAGCCGACUCGUGACAGCUCUAUAGAAUCUGGGUACAUCCUCGAUAGAGUGGAGAAUGGCAUCACCCAGAGAGCACACCAGGCAAUACAACAGACUUACCGUGGACUAGGAGCGGAAGCGACUGGACAACCGGCGUAUGCUACCAAUGCGUAUGCUGUUCUGGAAGUAUUUUCGUUUGAACAACGGAGGCUGGGUGAUAAUAGGAUAUCUCUGCCCGAUGCGAACCGCUACAAGAUGGCCAACGCUAUCUCCCUAGUGGUCCCACCGCAAUGCCCAGAUGCCACAGACCCACCACAGACUCAAAAUCAUGCCGCUGCUGCUCCUAUUCCAGGUCUUGUCGCGACGGGACAAAAUCUCGCUAAGAAGGUCAAGCGCCUCGCGCCAUCCGUAACCUUGCUACCGACGAGCCAGCCUUCCCCUUGCAUCCCUUUCAUGGCUCGACAAACAGCGAACGCACCUUUCCAUACAAAUUCCUGCCUUCGACAGGGAAUUCAAGCCCACUUGAAACUGACAGACCUCGUUAUCGUCACCUUCCACUCCCGAUUCAUCGAGUGCUUCACAAUGUCAGUCUGGGGCGACGACGAUACUUCGUAUCUCAGUGAUGAUGGAUCCAGUCGAGACGACAGGCCGCCCAACUUUCGUGGCGAUAUCUACAAAGAGAUCGAAUAUAUUUACGACAACACAGACGAGGAGAGACAUCAUCAACACGCCCUGAACGAAUACUUGCAGGGCGCCAUGAACCAGUGUGGUAUCCAGCUGCCCGAACGGAAAGCUGGCAGGAUGAAGUUUGCGGUUACUCAAGUCUUGAAUGACUAUUCCUGGGAGCUCUGGCGCACCCUUCUCUGGGACCGACUGGUUUCCAUUUCCCGUUCGAAUCCUUUACAUGGGAAACUUUCCAGUGUUCUGCGGACAGACCACGAGGCGCCCUCUCGUAUUCUAGUGAUCGAACAGACGCUCUUAGCUCACCUUCGCUGCUGUAAGACCCAGACGGGACAUUCUUGAUUCAUGAAACGUUCUCUAUGCUUGUGCAUGCACG